GGAGUCGGCUCCCGGAAUGGUAGGUCUGGCGCCUCCAUCUUUCCACCCCGCGCCCAGAUGGCACAAAGGGGCAGCGCCGCCCGGCUGCUGGCCUGAGCGGGGGACGAGCCCGGCACCGCCCCGAUAUGCUUCCGGAUAACAAUGCAUAUUUUAAUUGAUGAUGUCGGAAGCUAAAUCUACAAUUCCCUAUUCAUUCCAGCUUGUUAGCAACACAUAAAAUGCAAAGACCACAAUUCAGAAUCACAAAAACAUUACUCUUAAAUCUUUCUAGAUGAUUGUAGUUGCUCUGAUUGUGUUCUAUGCUAGCAGAAGCCUUCUCCAAGGUUUACUGCUGACUCUAGAGCAGCACAUCCCCUGCAUACUGGGAACUUUGGGUGCUAGCAACAUGGGCAACUCCUGUGUUUGUCGAGAUGAUAGUGGUGUGGAAGACAACGUAGAAUCCCAUAAUCAGCAAACACAGAAUAGUAGAGUACCAGUACCUGAAGCAAGAAGCCAUCCAAGGGACCCUGUAAGGCCACCCAGGAGGGGGCGAGGGCCACAUGAACCAAGAAGGAAAAAACAGAAUGUGGAUGGACUAGUGCUUGACACGCUGGCAGUAAUACGGACACUGGUAGAUAAUGACCAGGAACCUCCUUAUUCAAUGAUAACAUUACAUGAAAUGGCAGAAACAGAUGAAGGCUGGCUGGAAGUAGUCCAGUCUUUAAUUAGAGUUAUUCCAUUAGAAGAUCCGUUGGGGCCAGCUGUUAUAACCUUACUACUGGAUGAGUGUCCACUGCCAACAAAAGAUGCAUUGCAGAAAUUAACUGAAAUAUUAAAUUUAAAUGGAGCGGUUGCCUGCCAGGAUUCCUGUCACCCUGCCAAGCAUCGUAAUACAACUGCAGUUCUGGGCUGUUUGGCUGAGAAACUAGCAGGUCCUGCAAGUAUAGGCUUACUCAGCCCAGGAAUACUGGAAUAUUUACUGCAGAGCUUGAAUUUCCAGUCCCAUCCGACGGUAAUGCUUUUUGCACUAAUAGCACUGGAAAAGUUUGCACAAACAAGUGAAAAUAAAAUGACAAUUUCUGAAUCCUGUAUUAGUGAUCAGCUUGCUCUGUUAGAGAAAUGGACAGAUAAUCCAGACUAUUUAAAACGUCAAGUGGGAUUCUGUGCCCAGUGGAGUUUAGACAAUCUAUUUUUGAAAGAAGGCAGACAGUUUACAUAUGAGAAAGUUGACUUGACCAAUAUUAAGGCCAUGCUGAAUAGUAAUGAUGUCAGUGAAUACCUUAAGAUCUCACCACGUGGACUGGAGGCUCGAUGCGAUGCCUCCUCUUUUGAAAGUGUUCGAUGUACGUUCUGCGUUGAUUCUGGGGUUUGGUACUAUGAAGUCACAGUUAUUACCUCAGGAGUGAUGCAGAUAGGAUGGGCCACCAAAGACAGCAAGUUUCUCAAUCAUGAAGGUUACGGUAUUGGGGACGAUGAGUACUCCUGUGCAUAUGAUGGCUGCCGGCAGCUGAUUUGGUAUAAUGCCAGAAGUAAACCACAUUCCCAUCCCUGUUGGAAAGAAGGAGACACCAUAGGAUUUUUACUCGAUUUGCAAGAAAAGCAAAUGAUCUUCUAUUUAAAUGGAAACCAGCUUCCCGCUGAGAAGCAAGUGUUUUCAUCUGCUGUAUCUGGCUUUUUUGCUGCAGCUAGUUUCAUGUCCUAUCAACAAUGUGAGUUCAAUUUUGGAGCAAAACCUUUCAAGUAUUUACCUUCAAUCAAAUUUAGCACCUUUAAUGAUUACGCCUUCCUGACAGCAGAGGAGAAAAUAAUUUUACCAAGACACAGACGUCUGGCUUUGUUGAAACAAGUGAGCAUCCGAGAGAACUGCUGCACGCUGUGCUGUGAUGAGGUAGCAGACACAGAACUCAGACCGUGUGGACACAGUGACCUGUGCAUGGAGUGUGCCUUGCAACUGGAGACCUGCCCGUUGUGUCGACAGGAAAUACAGACUAGAGUCAGACAGAUCUCUCACAUUUCAUGACACGUGGAGAAAUAUCAUGGACUUAUUUCUAAUCAAUUCCGGCCAAUACUGCAAGGGACAAGCAUCUCUAACCAAUCUAUACGCACAUCAAAACCAUAGCCGUGACCAGAUUUCAUGCUACGCCAUAGUCUGUUUAUCUUAGAAAUGAAAUCUUUAAUAAACUAACCCAACUUGCCAGUGCUGGGGAACUGGCUUCAACAAUAGAUAAUAGUUCAACAUUUUUAUGGCUGUUAGUUAUCUCCAA
Gopherus flavomarginatus (Mexican gopher tortoise) is the source of this 2243-nucleotide messenger RNA. It is a transcript of the gene RSPRY1, whose product is annotated as ring finger and SPRY domain containing 1. The coding region runs from base 272 to 1999 and encodes 575 amino acids. NCBI's taxonomy places the organism in Eukaryota, Metazoa, Chordata, Testudines, Testudinidae. The record is from RefSeq and is a predicted model, not a curated record. Gene Ontology annotation, molecular function: ubiquitin-protein transferase activity; protein binding. Gene Ontology annotation, cellular component: cytoplasm. The transcript has 15 exons.